AAUGACAAGGAAGAAAGUGAAACUUGCUUACAUUGCAAACGACUCUGCAAGAAAGGCAACAUACAAGAAGAGGAAGAGAGGGCUGAUGAAAAAGGUUAGUGAAUUAAGCACUCUUUGUGGGAUUGAGGCAUGUGCAAUCAUCUUUAGUCCCUACGAUUCUCAACCCGAACUCUGGCCUUCCCCUAUUGGCGUCCAACGCGUUCUUUCCCAAUUCAAGAAGAUGCCCGAGAUGGAGCAAAGUAAGAAGAUGGUGAACCAGGAGACGUUUUUGCGACAAAGGAUUGCAAAAGCGAACGAGCAAUUGAAGAAAAUGAGAAAGGACAACCGGGAGAAAGAGAUCACACGGUUGAUGUUUCAAAGCCUCACCGCUGCAAAGGGGCUACAUGGUCUUAACAUGCUUGAUUUGAACGAUCUUGGUUGGCUCAUUGAUCAAAAUCUUAAAGAUAUUACUAUACGCAUUGACUCUCUUAAAAAGCCUUCUCUUCCACAACCUCAGGCUCAAGCUCAGGCUCAGGCUCCACCGACGACUCAGCCGCAAACUGCAGCGUGGUUGAUGGAGCUUGUGAGCCCUCAAGAUCAAAUGGGGUUUGUUGGGGAUGAUAUGCUUUUGCCUUUUGGGGAUCAAACUUAUAACCAUAAUAAUGCAAUGUGGUCUAAUGCCUUUUUCCCUUAGAUUUCUCUUCAUCAUAUUCUUCUAU
Cucumis melo (muskmelon) is the source of this 698-nucleotide messenger RNA. RefSeq names its product agamous-like MADS-box protein AGL80. Gene Ontology annotation, molecular function: DNA-binding transcription factor activity, RNA polymerase II-specific; RNA polymerase II cis-regulatory region sequence-specific DNA binding; protein dimerization activity. The record is from RefSeq and is a predicted model, not a curated record. NCBI's taxonomy places the organism in Eukaryota, Viridiplantae, Streptophyta, Magnoliopsida, Cucurbitales, Cucurbitaceae. Gene Ontology annotation, biological process: positive regulation of transcription by RNA polymerase II. The transcript is spliced from 2 exons. Bases 2 to 673 code for a protein of 223 amino acids.